Messenger RNA from Ananas comosus (pineapple), 1716 nucleotides. RefSeq lists its product as uncharacterized. Gene Ontology annotation, biological process: regulation of cell cycle. The record is from RefSeq and is a predicted model, not a curated record. NCBI's taxonomy places the organism in Eukaryota, Viridiplantae, Streptophyta, Magnoliopsida, Poales, Bromeliaceae. Bases 181 to 1251 code for a protein of 356 amino acids. The transcript is spliced from 4 exons. Gene Ontology annotation, cellular component: nucleus.
UAGCAUUGCCCUAAAUUUGUACUAUGUUAAAAUAGAUCAUUUCCGAAACCCUAGCCUUGCACCGGAGGAGGCCUGCUAACAGCAGGGCGAACGAGUUCUCCUAUUUAUUUAGAUUUGAAUCCCUAAAAAUUCCUUCGGCCUUCGAGAGGAAUCGAAUCCUAUUCCUACCGGGAGCUAAAGAUGUCGAAGGGGGAGAGGAAAAGGGAUUUAUCCCGCUCUCUCGACUCCCACAUCCGCAGCAUCGAAGAGACCUUCCAGAUUUUGGAUGCUGCAGCGCCUCCUACUCUGGAGAAGGUGGACUGGUCGCAAGUCGCCAAGCUCGGGGAUGAAGUCUCCAAACAAGCAACUAUUGCUGGAAUGCUUUGGGGGGGAGAAGCACCUGAUGCAAAAGCACUAACGGAGAACAUGAGUGUGUAUUUCAAUGUACUUCAAGGGUUCCUUUUAAUCUGCCAUGGUAGUACUGUUGGUGCUGGGCCCACGCUUCAUAAAUGUAUCAAUACGUCUGCAAGAAGAGUGGUGGAUUGCAGCCUUUCAUUCUUCAGAGAAGCCGUCUCCUCCUAUGAGUCUCAAAAUUCUGGUAAAAGACUAUCCGUUCCGCAGCUGACGGGGGCAGUUUGGGAGGCGUGUGGUGCUCUCAAGAAGGUCCCAACUACAAAUUGCACCGCCAUUGGACGAGCCAUGACUCAGGUGGCUGUGUGCCUCAAGGAUAUUCAACGCGAGAUGCAAGAACUCGCAUCGGUUGACUCUUCUGCCGAUUCAGCAGAUGGAUCUUCCAAUGAAGCAGUCGAAACUGCUAGUGGGUCUGAUCAAGAGCUUGGCGACGAGCUAUCUUCUGAGGAGAUCACUAUCGUCCGAUUAGUUGUCUGUGCAGUGUCUGAUGUGCUUACAGUCGUCAAAGAGGUUAUUCGGUUCGUCACGGGGCUGCUCAAGUGCUCGAGUCAAAAUGGAAGUAAAACAGAGGAUGGUGUUGAUUCACUGGAAAGAUUGCUGAUUAACUGCCAAAAGAUGGCAGACGAAGUGAAUGAUUUGGGAUGCUGUGUUUAUCCCCCGCAGGACAUCUCUCAGAUGAAAUCGAUUAUCAAAAAUAUGUAUGGUAGAGUGCAAGAAAUGCGAGGGGAAGUCGGGAUGCUUGGUGGCUCACCUGACGGUGUAUUUUCUGCUGUUGUGGGAUUUGAGAACUCCCUGAAAGAAUUGGAGUCUCGGUUGUGUGGUGAUCAACUAGUAAACGAAAUGGCACUUCUUUCUGUCUAGUAUUUUAAGUGGCUGCGUCUUGGGGAGAUCGUAAAUGUUUUUGGUCAUUUUGAACCACAAGUUUGCUGGUUCUAGUCUCAGGAGCACACUUCAUCAAAAGAAAAUGUCAAAGGCUAGAACUGUCUCUAAGCACUCAUUCCCAUGGUGCCAAUUUGGUUACUUUUAUAAGCUAAGUUGGGGCAAAUACUUUGUGAGGUUCUUAGUUUCAAAGAAUCCUUCUGUAGUAUAUCUUGAAGGAGUAUGUCCGUUUACUUGUUGUGCCACUGAGAACUAUUAUGAAUAUGAUCUCUUGUGAGCACACAAAGCAAUAUGUGAAUGUGUGUUUCAGAAAGUUCCAAUACGUUUCACUUUUGGAGUGUAAACUAGGGCUAAAAAUGGGUCGGAUAUUGUCAGACUGGAUCUCUGUGGCAUCUCAGGAUUUGGAAUAGUCAGUAUAUAUGAGAUAUAAUAGGGACAACUUUUUAA